Messenger RNA from Oppia nitens, 13254 nucleotides. It is a transcript of the gene kst, whose product is annotated as spectrin beta chain, non-erythrocytic 1-like. Gene Ontology annotation, molecular function: phospholipid binding; actin filament binding. Gene Ontology annotation, cellular component: plasma membrane; cell projection; cell junction. Lineage: Eukaryota; Metazoa; Arthropoda; Arachnida; Sarcoptiformes; Oppiidae. The record is from RefSeq and is a predicted model, not a curated record. Gene Ontology annotation, biological process: actin cytoskeleton organization.
UGUUAAAAAUUUUUAUAAGGGAAUCAAAUGGUAGUAUGGAAGGCAUCGUUGAUAAGUUGAGUACCGGCCAUACAUACAUACAUACCCAACCCCAGUGCUAAAGUGGUUGUGAUAGCACUGGUAAGGCUGAGCCCCCCUUUAGAGCUGAUGCGAGGCUGAGCUUAGAGAGACUCUAUGUAUGUGUUUGUGUUGAGUCAAUAGUCACUCCAAUUGCUUUUCAUGUAAUCAUAUAAUGAAGUGAAUAGUCGAGAGAGAGAAGUGUUGGUUAUAUUUUGUUAUUUCAAACUUUUAUAAUUCAAAGCAAUGACAACACAUUUUGUGCUAAUAUUUYACCCAAUAUUUCAUUAUUUUAAUGCACGCCUAAUGUGAUAAAUCCGGCGAAAAAUUGCUCAACAAAUGUCAUUUAAAUUUGUUUAACAACUUUUUUAUAUUGAUUACCAAUAAUAAUAUCGCUUAAAUGAUUAAAUCAUGGAUUACGAUAAAGAAGAUCUAAAAACUUACAGAUAUGACAGCGAUAAGUACGAGAAGAAGAGGAUUAAAGUGCUUCAGAAGGAACGGGAAUACAUACAGACAAAGACAUUCACAAAAUGGAUUAAUUCAAUACUUAAUAAAGCCCAUUUGGAAGUUAAUGACAUCUUUGUCGACCUAACGGAAGGAAUAUUACUAUUGAAACUCUUGGAAAUGAUUAGCGGAGAAAAGUUAGGAAAACCAAAUAAUGGCAAAAUGAGAGUCCAUAAGAUUGAAAAUGUCAACAAAAGUCUUGCUUUUCUUCAUACAAAGGUUCGACUCGAAAGUAUCGGUGCCGAAGAUAUAGUCGACGGAAACAAACGAUUAAUUUUAGGUCUUCUCUGGACUAUUAUUCUAAGAUUUCAAAUACAAGAUAUUGAAAUACAAGUGGACGAAGAAAGCUCUGAGAAAAAGCACGCAAAAGAAGCGCUGCUGUUGUGGUGUCAAAGAAAAACCUCUGGUUAUCCAUAUGUAGAGGUAAGAGAUUUUACACAAAGUUGGAGAUCAGGGAUGGCAUUCAAUGCCCUGAUUCACGCGCACCGACCAGAUAUUAUCAAUUACAAGUCCUUAAACCCACACAAUCCCAUCGAAACACUAAACAAUGCCUUCGAUGUCGCCGACAAAGAAUUAGGAGUUUCAAAACUUCUUGACGCCGAAGACGUAGACACUGCAAAACCCGACGAGAAGUCUAUCUUGACAUAUGUCUCGUCAUAUUAUCAUACAUUUGCCAAAAUGAAUAGUGAGAUGAAAGGCGGCCGAAGGAUCGCCAACAUUGUUCAACAACUGAUUGAUAUCGAUCGCCAACAGCUUAACUAUGAAAUGAUGACAACAGAUCUUAUUAAUUGGAUUAAAAUGAAGAUUAUGGAACUCGAAGACAGAUCUGUGUCCAAUAGUGUCGAAGGGAUUCAAAAAGAGUUUCUUAAAUUCAAAGAAUACAGAACUGUAGAAAAACCGCCAAAAUAUAAGGACAGAUCUGAGAUUGAAGUACUUCUGUUCAACAUUCAGACCAAAAUGAAAUCAUUGGGUCAGCCAUUAUAUAUACCGCCAGAAGGAAAGUUAGUUCAAGAUAUCGAAAAAGAGUGGACAGCACUUGAAAAGGCUGAGUAUCAGAGAGAGAUGUUCUUAAGGGAAGAGAUGUCACGUUUAGAAAAACUAGAAAACCUUGCCUUCAGUUUUGAAAGGAAAAGUCUUUUACGGGAGGGUUAUCUCAAAGAAAUGAUUCAAGUGUUGAGUGAUCCCCGAUAUGGCAGUAACUUAACUCAAGUUGAGGCGACUGUCAAGAAGCACGAAGCCAUCAGUGCUGAUAUAUUGGCACGAAGUGAACGUUUCAAAGCAUUGACAGUUAUGGCACAGGAGUUGAUAGAUGGUCACUACCAUAACAGUGAUGCCAUCAAACAACGCGAACAACACAUCGCCCAUCAAUGGGAACAUCUUUUAAGUCUUCUUGAAGGACACAAAAACAAUUUGAAUACUGCAUCGAGUUUUAUGUCAUCUCUUAGAGAAGUGGAAACAAUUAAAAACGAAAUCAAAGAGAUUGAGAAAAGUUUGACAUCCGAUGCAAAUGUUGUCGUAAAUCAUCUUUUGGCUGUUGAAGAUCUUCUUCAAAGGCAUACUCUGGAGGCACAGGUGUCCUCACAGGGAGAGACUAUACGAAAGCUAAAUAAUAUAUCAAAAAAUUUGAUGAAAAACGACAAACAACAGAGUUCUUACACCAAUGAACUGAUUGGCAAAGAAGCGCCAUUUCUUGUCGAAGAAUUGGAGACAUUAAAUAACGAAUACUCGAAAUUACAAGACCUACUAAAACUUAAACGAUUGAAAUUAGAAGAACUUCGAGCUUAUUAUCAGUUCGUUCAGGACGUGGAGGAAGAGGAGGCAACUCUUAGCGAACGACAACGCAUUUGUCAGGCAAUCCUUCCUUCGAAAGAUCUUUUGGCAGUUAUUUCAUUGCAACAAAAACAUAGUGUUUUAGAAACAGAAAUCAAAGCUCAUAAAAAUCGGCUGAAAAAAGUCAGCGAUAGUGGAGAACAACUAAUCGCUGCCAAACAUCCAGAAUCGGCUGAUAUUAAAACAAGAAUCGAUAGUCUGACCACAAAAUAUGAUCGUUUGCAUGAAUUGGCCGAUCAAAAGACCAAACAAUUAACUGACGCUAUGGAAGCUUUUCAAUACCAUACCGAUGCCAAUGAAGCCGAGUCUUGGAUGAAGGAAAAGAUGCAAUUAGUCACAUCCGAAGACUAUGGCAAAGACGAACCGAGCGCUUUGGCGCUUCUUCAGAGACAUUCCCGACUCGAGAGUGAGAUCCAGGCGUAUGAAAAUGAUAUCAAACGUCUGAAUACACAAUCCGACAAAAUGAUCAAAUCGGGAAUUGCUUCUCUAUUUAUGAUAUGCGGUGACGCUUUUUCUGCGGCAACAGCUGCAGGUUCUGGAGAUUUAGACGAAUUGAUUACUCAAGAGGAAUGGGUCGACGAGUUGGUCGAAAAAGAGGUUAUCCAAGAUGUCAUCGAAGAGAUUCGAAUUCCAUAUGUGAUGGCAUUAUAUCCGUUCUCAGGACAGGACAAGUUCAGUGUUGCUAAAGGAGAACAUCUAAUACUUUUACAGAAGACCAACAAUGACUGGUGGAAUGUCCGAAAAGAAAGGGAAAGAAAUGAUGGCUUCGUUCCCGCAAAUUAUGUGCGAGAAAUUGAGCCAAAAAUUGCCCAAAAAGUGGUCAAAAAGCCAAUAAAGGUUUGGGAAAAACAAAAAGUGAAGAAAAUAGUUAAUCGAAAGCCAAAGAAACAAAACAAACGAAAUAGUAAACGAAGACUUAGUAUAAUAUGUGACGCGGAAAGUGUUGAACAAAGAAAGAAAAAUAUUAAUACUUCGUUUGAGGAAUUGGUUGAGUCGUGUAAAAUAAGACGACAAUACUUGGAGGAUGCCAUCCAACUGUUCCGAUUCAAUCGGGAAUGCGAUGGAUUUGAGUCGUGGAUAGUAGACACAGAAAAGGCAAUAAUGGACACGACUUGUAUUUAUCAGCAACAAAAAGGCCAACACCAGGGAUCUGAUUUGUUGACGGAUCCAAUCGAAAAGUUGAGGAAAAAAUUCGAAAAUUUCAUUACCGAAAUGUCGGCCAAUAGGUCACGACUUGACGAAAUCGAUAGAUUGGCCGAUGAGUUCACUUCUGGUAAAGUUCAACACUAUUCGUCUAAUAUAAAACAAAGACAAAUACAAAUCCACAAAAAAUGGGAUAAAUUGAAUCGUUUGAUGACUGAGUUGGGAAAAAAUGUCGAGGGAUUGACAACUGUCGAGAUGUUCAACAAUACAUGCGAUGAAACUGCCGAAUGGAUGCUCGAAAAGUUGGAUAAAAUCGAUGUCAGCGGAGACUUUGGCAAAGAUCUUAAGACUGUUCAAGCACUACAUCGACGACACGAUAAUAUUGAACGAGAAUUGGCCGCAAUUGAAGAAAAACUUAAUAAAGUGAAUAUAUUGGCCGAAUCGGUCAAAAACUCGUAUCCGACCGAAAGAAAUACUGUAACAAUGAGACAGAAAGAGUUGGCGGACAUCUGGGAAAAGGUUAAGGAAAAGGCAAAUGAAAGGCGAUCUAAGUUAGAUGAAUCACUCGGUCUUCAAGUUUUGAAAAACUCGGUCAAAGAUCUAUUAAAUUGGAUCAGACACGAUGUCCAGCAAAAACUAAACAAUGACGACAUCAGUUUGGCUAAAGAUGUUGCGACUGUCGAACAAUUAAUUGAAUCCCACGAAGAUUUGGGCAAAGAAAUUGCCGCUCAUAACGACGAGUUUAAUGAUCUGCGACUUUUGGGCAAACAGUUGAUUAAACAAAUGAAAAGUGAAGAAGUUUUAGCGAUAGUCCAAGAGUUAGACUCAGAACAAGAAGGAAUUCAUAAGAGUUGGCAGAAAAAAAAUAAUUGGUUGCGACAGUGCAAAGACCUGAUGAUCUUCAACCAAGAGGCCGACCAAUUGGACACAUUGACGAACUCUCACUUGACUUUCUUAGAGUUUGACGAUUUAGGCGAGACUUUGGAUGCAGUUUUUACUCUUCAGAAGAGACACGAAAACUUUAUCGCAACUCUUUUAGCACAAGACGAAAGACUUCAUCUGUUCAAUGAUAUGGCAAACAAAUUAAUUGAUGCAAAACAUUAUGAUUCGCCAAAUAUUGAUAUCAGACGAAAACAAGUCAUCGAUCGUAGAGUAGGUGUCAAAGAAAAAGCGCUUCAAAGGACACAAUUGUUGAACGACGCUCUCAACUAUCAAGAAUUGAAAGCAGACGCUGAAGACUUUCAGAGUUGGUGUUUGGAUAAGAAAAAGGUUGCAAACGAUGACUCGUAUAAAGAACUCCAGAAUAUGGAGAAAAAAGUUCAAAAACAUGAAGCCUUUGAGGCAGAAGUGGCCGCAAAUCAGAGCCGAUUGACAAUAAUUGAACGAAGAGGACAUGAGUUAAUCUCAUUGUCACACUUUGCUAGCGAUGAUAUCACAACUAUUAUCAAAUUAUGUCAACAGCAUUGGCUUGAGUUGUGUUCACUAACCGAAAGUCGUGGCCAGAGAUUACAUCAGGCGUCGGGACAGUUGGAGUACAAUAAGGGUAUCGAAAGAACUAAAGAGAGAUUACAAGAGCUCGAAAAAUAUAUCUAUUCGGAAGAAACGGGAACUGAUUUAAGAAGUUGUAAAGAAUUACUUCAAAAACACAAUGCAGUCGAAGUUGAGAUAACUGUCAUUGAAAAGAGAAUCCAAGAACUGACCGAAAUGGGAGAAGAAAUGGCAGAAACACAUUUUGACGGCAAAAAUAUACUGAAUUCAUGUAAUACUGUGUCUAAUAGUUUGGCUAAAAUGAAACCAAAAUUAGAAGAAAGAAAAGCAAAACUUCUCGAAUCGUUUAAGUUCUUUGAAUUCGAGUUUGAGAUCAAUGCAGAACUUCAAUGGAUUAGAGAACACAAUCCAUCGGCCAAAUCAAGAACCGUUGGACACAAUCUGACAGAUGCACAGAAUAUGAUUAAGAAAUACAAACAAAAUCUCGAACGAGAAGUUGAUGGACACGAAAAACAAAUACAAAAAACAUUGACAAAAGGCGAACAAUUAGUCAGUGAUAAACAUUUUAAACACCAAUUAAUUGAUGAGAAAUGUCAAGAAUUGGCACAGAAAUGGCAGCGACUGAAGCAAUUAGUUGUCGAACGAAAGAAAUUAUUGGAAAUAUCGCUUACAAUACAACAACUAUUAUCUGAGACCAAUGAAGUCGAGUCGUGGAUCAAUGAAAAGUUCAAUAUUCUUAAUAGUAAUGAUUACGGAAAAGAUGAGGACACGGCUAUCAAAUUGUUGACCAAACAAAAGGGUAUUGAACUCGAAGUUGACACCUAUUCGACAAUAAUUGUUGAAAUGAGUCGACAGGCAAAACAUAUUGUCGAUCAACUGAAGACAACUACUUUUUCUGAUUCAUUCAGCGAUGAGGAGUCAUCUGAAGCACAACAAAAACAACGACUUCCACAACCAAAACAAAGAGUUAACAAACAAGAGAAUACUCUUAAGGAUUCCGAGAAAAUCAUUGAAAAUCGUAUGCAAGACAUCGAUCAACAGAUUAAGAGUUUGCAACGAGUGGCCAAUCAAAAGCGUCUCCGACUGAUUCAAUCAAAACAUUUUCACGAAUUCAUGAGAGAAUCCGAUCAUUUCUUGUCGUGGAUUUCCGAACAAAUGGUUAACGCCAUUAGCGAAGAUUUUGGCAAAGAUUUCGAACACUUACUGGUUCUUCAGUCAAAGUUCUUUGAUUUUAAACGCAAAAUAUUAGCAAACGAUGAAAGAUAUAAGUCUUUGUUAGAGUCGGGACAAAAGCUAAUCAAAACAGAACCAAACGAUAUAAUUGAAAGAAGAAUUGAAAAAAUACAAGAGUUUUGGAAUCAAUUAUUGGAGAACAUUGAGGCCAGAGAACAGAAGUUGUCGGCCGCACAACAAAUACAUCGAUUCAAUAGAGAUGUUGCGGAAGCGCUCUCAAGAAUUCAGAAAAAGUUUUCAAUAAUCAAUUCGAGUGAUUUGGGAAAAGACUUGCAUUCAGUCGAAAGUCUUAUUCGUAAACACGAAGUCUUUGAAAACGAUUUGGUGGCACUCGAGGCACAGCUUCAAGUGCUUAUCGAUGACUCCGUACGUCUUCAGGGACUAUAUCCCGGCGGUAAUGCUGAACACAUUUGUGAACAGCAAAACAUCGUUGUCGAGCACUGGACAGCACUUCAACAGAAGGUGAUCAUCAGGAAGAGACAAUUACAACAGUCGUAUCAGUUACAGGCAAUGAUGGCUUCUGUACGUGAUUUAGAGCAGUGGGCGCUCGGGUUAGACAAACAAAUGGAAACAAUUGAUAGAGUGAGAGACGCUCAGAGCGCACAACUCAUCCGAGUUGACCACCAGAGUCUCAAACUGGAAAUCGAGGCCAGAGAAGAGGUCUUCCAAAGAGUACUCGAAACGGGUCAUCUCAUUGUUCAACAAUCUCAAGAACAAGAUUCCAAUCACUACGCCAUCAAUGAAAUUCAACAAAUGAUGGCACGAGUUAUUGAACUGAGAGAAAGUCUUCACAAGAAAUGGCAUCUCAAUAAAAUACAUUUGGAUCAACUAAUUGAUGUACACUUUUUUAUGCGUGAUUACAAACAAUUGGAUCAAUUGAGUCAACAACAGGAACAGCGUCUGCAAAAUGAUGAUUUAGGUCUUACAGUUGAAGAAGUUGAACAAAACAUUAAAAAACACGAGGCCUUCGAAAAAGUGGUUCAAAGUCACGACGAAAAACUUCUUUCACUACAAGAAUCAGGUCUUAAGUUAAUCAAACAAAAGCAUUUUCAAAGUGAUCUAAUAAAACAAAAAUUAGAAGAAAUAAGUGGUAAACGAGUAAAUGUUAAAGAAAUAUGUUUUCAACGAAGACAACGCUUAAAUGAUGCACUAAUUUUGACUCAAUUCAGAAGAGAUGCCAUCGAAGCAGAUAAUUGGGUGGAAAGCAAACAAAAACAAUUACAGCAACAGGUUGUCAAUGUUAACACCACUUCAUUAGAAGAUAAAGUCAAAGAACUACAAAAACAUCAGUCCUUUCAAUUGGAACUUCAGGCGCACGGCGUUAACAUCAAGAGUAUUAAGCAAAAAGCCGAUCAUCUAAUCGCUAAAUCACAUGAAAAAGCACUUGAAAUUCGUUCCCAAUUAGAACAAUUGAUCCAUAAAUGGAAUCAAUUGCUGGAAGCAUCAGAAAUAAGAGGCCGUGGUCUGGAAGAAGCACAAGAUAUUCUUGAAUUUAAUCAAAACUGCGAAUACGUCGAGUCGUGGAUCAGAGAUAAAGAGUUAAUGGUUGGUCACAGUGACACCGGUGAAGAUUAUGAACACUGUUUGGCACUCCAGAGAAAACUCGAUGACGUCGAUAGCGAUAUGCGAGUCGACGACAAGAGACUCAAACACAUCAAUGUAUUGGCCGACAAACUAGUCCGUCAACAGACAUUAUAUUCAGCGCCACAAUCACCGCAAUCGCAACAGUUUUCGCAUAUCGAUCGACGCAGAAAUCUCUUGAAUGAAAAAUGGAGAGAUCUUCAGAUAUUAAUAGACUCGUAUCGGACAAAACUUAUCAAUGCUGCAGAAGUACAUCGUUUUAAUAGAGAUUUAUGCGAUUUAGACGAACGCAUUCAAGAAAAGUGUCUUAUACUCGACAAAGAAGAAGAUUAUAAAAAUCUAGAAUCAGUUGAAGCACUUCAACGAAAACAAGAAGCCAUUGAAAGAGAGGUUAAUGCCAUUGAGACACGUCUUAAAGAUUUUAUUGAAAAUGAAGGCCGAAAAUUAAUUAACAAAUUUCCGGACAUGACUGCCAAUUGUCGGAACAAAAUCAAUGAAGUUCAGGAUAAUUGGCGACACUUAAGCAAAUUAUGUCACUCUAAGAGAAGUCGAUUGUCAGUGGCUUAUACUUUGCAUAAAUUUCUUGAAGAAGUCAAGGAAACUGACAUUUGGGCCAAUAAUCUCAUUAAUCAUAGAAUGAAAGCAACACUUAAUAACUCAAAUACAAUAACUGAUGUCAGAAAUGAUUUACAACUUCACGACGACAUUAAAACUGAAAUAAUGGCCCGAAAAGACACUUUUCUGUCUCUUAAAGAAUUUGGACACAAACUUCUUCAACAAUUCAAUACUAGUGAUGAACAAAAUCAAAACCCAAAUAAAGAUUUAGUUGAAAAUGGUUUGAAAAAAUUAGAAGACUUGCGACGAUCUCUGGAUCAGGUGUGGGAAGAAAAAAAACACUACUUAACACAAUCACUUCAAUUGCAGUUAUUUAAUGAGCUUUUGAAACAAUCAGAUGAUUGGCUUUCAACUAAAGAAGCAUUUCUUAAUAACGAAGAUUUGGGCGAAUCAUUAGCCGGAGUCGAGUCAUUGAUAAGAAAACACGACAACUUUGAGAAGACAUUGCAAACACAACAAAGAAUUUCAGAAUUGGGUAAAUUUGCCAAUGAAUUGGUCCAAAACAAUCACUUUGACUCAGAAAACAUUUUGGCAAAGAGUCGGUCAGCCGUUUCACGAAAAGAUCGUUUGUUGGAAGUAUCAAAACAACGUCAAAAUAAAUUGAAUGAUUCAAAACUAUUUCAUCAAUUCUUGCGAAAUGUCAACGAAAUCGUCGGAUGGCUUAAUGAGAAACUUAAGGUAGCGAGUGAUGAGUCAUAUAGAGAUUCAAUCAAUUUAUUGUCUAAAAUCCAAAAACACGCGGCUUUUGAGGCAGAAUUAGCAGCUAAUAAAGGAAGAGUUGAUGGCAUUCUCACUGAAGGCGAAUCACUCAUUGGUUCCGGACAUUUCAUGAGUGAUGAAAUUCAAAGUCAUUUAACUCAUAUUGAAAAGUCGUGGCGUAAUCUCUUGGAUGAAAUCACUCUCAAGAAAGAGCGACUACAAGACGCUUAUCAGGCGCUUCAGUUUCACCGAAUGCUCGAUGAUCUCGAAUUUUGGAUGACUGACAUGGAAUCAGUUUUAGCCGAUGAAGAUCACGGAAAAGAUCUGAUUAGUUCACAGAAUAUUAUGAAAAAACAUCAACUCAUCGAAAAUGAUAUUAAYAAUCACAGCGAAAACAUUGAACAAAUCAAAGACCUGACCACAGCUUUCAUACAAAACAAUCAUUUCAUGAAAGACGAGAUCGAAGAAAGAGCUCAUAAUGUGAUCCAAAGAUAUCAAGCACUUCAUGAACCGAUGCAAAUCAGACGCGAAAACCUUGAAGAAGCACUCCUUUUGUUUCAAUUCAAACGAGAUAUUGACGACGAGUUCAAUUGGACUGAAGAAAAACAAAUGCAAGUAAUGGCCACAGAUUUAGGCAACAGUUUACUUGAUGUCCAAAAACUCCGUAAAAAACAUCAAUCACUCGAAGCAGAGAUUGCCGCUCGGGAACCACUGUUGACAACAAUCAUCAGUAAAGGACAUUCAUUGAUUCGAUCCCAACAUUUUGCUGCCAACGAAAUCGAGUCAUUAAUCAAUGAGCUUCAGAACAAAAUCCAGACCAUYAAAGACGCCGCAGCUAUUCGUCGACUGAGACUUUCAGAUGCCAUUGAAUCGCAACAAUUAUAUUCAGAUGUAUUGGACGCAGAUAAUUGGUGGUCAGAAAGGAUGCCAUUCCUCGAGAAUGAAGACUAUGGCAGAGAUGAAGAGACUGUGAUAUCACUCAUUAAAAAACUGGAACUAAUAAAACGCGAUUCCGAGCGUUAUGUGUCUACAAAUUUGUCAAAAAUAUUUCAAUUGGGAAAUAGUUUGAUUGAAAGAAAUCAUUUCGAUAACGAACUAAUCAAAGAAAAGAUCAGUGAUGUCGACAACAAAUUUAAACAUUUGAAUCAUUUAUGUGAUAAUAAAUAUUCAAAAUUAUUGACAAAUAAAAAACACUUUUCAUUCAUAAGAGAUGCCGACGAACUGCUUAUUUGGAUUAAAGAACAGAUGGUUAUCGCCUGUUCUGAAGACUACGGACAGGAUGUGGAACACGUCGAGCUAUUAAUACAAAGAUUUGAUAAUUUUAUUAUAACAUUGAACUCAAAUGAAGAGAGAAUCGCUUCAUUGCAUUCUGCAGUCGGCGAAGGAAUACCAGAAAAUCAGGAAAAAUUAAAUCAAGUAUUAAUGGCUUGGAAUGAAUUGAAAGAUAUGGCUCAGUCACGACAGGACGCACUUCACGGCGCCAAACAGGUCCAUACAUUUGAUAGAAGUGCUGAUGAGACCAUCGCUUGGAUUCAUGAAAAAGACUCGACUACAACAUACACUUCAGACCACGACUUGCAAUCAAUUCAGGCAAUGAUUCGCUCUAACGAAGGAUUUGAACGCGAUUUGGCAGCUGUUCGGGAACAGGUCGAGGCAUUACUUGAAGAAGCAAAACGAUUGGCCGCUUUGUUUCCCGAUGCCAGUGAUCACAUCUUUGCAAAGAACGAUGAGGUGAGAGAAACGUGGAAUGAAUUACUUCAGAAGUCAGCCCAACGAAGACAACAAUUGUUUGAAGCGGAAACUCUUCAGUCUUAUUUUGAUGAAUAUCGAGAACUAAUGGCUUCUAUUAAUGAAAUGAUUGCAUUGAUUACUGCCGAAGACGAGCUGAGUCAAGAUGUGAUCAGUGCUGAGACACAACUUAACAGACAUAAAGAAUACAAAACCGAAAUCGAUGCCCGAAAUGAUUCAUUUAUUAAGUUUGUUAAUGAAGGCGAAGUGAUCAUCAAAUCCGGCCAUUUUAUGGCCAACGAAGUGCGAGAAAAAAUCGACAAAUUAAACGGCGCGCACAAGAAUCUGAUGGAUAUAUGGAAUAAACGAAGAAUCAUUUAUGAACACAACUUAGACGCUCAACUGUUCAAACACGACGCCCAACAACUGGAACAAUGGAUCGCCUCCAGAGAGCCACUGAUAAUCGAUCCAAAUUUAGGCGAUUCUAUUGUAGAAGUUGAAGAUUUGAUCCGAAAACAUGAAGAUUUUGAGAAAGCAAUUAUUUCUCAAGAGGAAAAACUUAAGACAAUUCAAAGAUUGACACUAAUUGAAGAAGAUUUUUGUGAACAAAAGAAAGAAGAAGAACGCAUGAAAAAGGAUGCCAUCGCCAGAAAAGAACACGAAAGAGUACAACAGAUUAAACAAAGAGAACAAAUGAGAAUUCUAGACGAAAGAAGACAUGAAGACAAAGAACUUUAUGAAAACGGACGUAAAUCUAGUCAUGAAAACGACUCUAAAGGUUUGGUCAAGAAAAUGGAAAACCUAUUUAUCCCUAAAGCUGUCAAAAGAGCCGAAAGCGUCAAAUUUGCGUCACCGAAGAGGACACCUAGUUUUACAACCAGAAGACGGAGCUUUAGAUCCACUAAAGUGGUGAACGUAGAGCCGGAUCAGUUGCCACCUCUUGAAUGUGAGGGUAUGUUAGAGCGCAAACAGGAACUACAGGCCGGAGGAAAACGCGCGACUGUCCGCUCGUGGAAAUCAUUUUACACUGUUCUUUGCGGACAAUUGUUGUGUUUCUUCAGGGAUAAGGAGAGCUUCGUCGACAAUCAGGCCUCUGCGCCACCAUUUUCAGUGUUGGGCGCAAAGUGUUCGCGAGCUUCCGAUUACACCAAACGAAAACAUGUAUUCAGAUUACAGUUAAGUGAUGGCUCAGAGUAUCUGUUCACCACUAAUGACGAACAACGGAUGCAGGAAUGGGUCAAUAAAAUUGCAUUUCACGCAUCACUUCCACCAUCGAUGCAAUUACUUAGUUAUGACGCCCAUAAAGAUGUCUCAAUCUAUGGAUCAACUAAUGCGCCAAAAAAUAAAGUUGACUCGACUGGUGAUCAGUCGCCACAAAUCAAUACGGUCUCCAAAUAUGAGACAUCGAGUCAAAGCUCUUCAUCACCAGAAUUCAGCAGAAAGUCUUCCAUUUCAUCAAAUCCUAUGGGUUUACAACCCGUCUCAUCAACUAAUGUCCGAUCGUUGACAUCAAUGCCUAUAUUAACAACCAAUUAUUCAUCCGUUCAAUCAAAUGAAUCACUUAACAAAAGAGGUGCACCACCUCCUCCACCGUUACCACCGAUGCCAUUGCCAACACAAAGUAGUUUCCCAGAAGAAACUGAUUCGUUCACAAAUUUAGAAUCACUUCCAAUGCGACCAACUAAUGAUUUAAUAUAUGGAAAUCAAAUAGAAGAAGUAGAUUAUCAACGAAAAGGUAGUUUCAGACAAAGUUAUCCGCAAACAGAAGUGACGAAUACAAACGGCAACCACAACACCAACACCAACAACAACAACAACGUCAGCGAUCAAAUGUUAAACCCAUACAACCCAUACUAUAUGUCCGAUUCGGUACCAAACGCUUCGGCUGUCGCUUACAAUAGAUAUAGCGCUCAAACAGCUUAUAAUACAUACGCUUCACAUCCAUAUCCUCCGAGUCCCGCAAACCUAAACACACAUCCCUUGUAUGGAAUGACCAGCACUUCCAACACUUAUGAAAACAAUUCUGUAGCACAACAAUGGCUUUUGCAGCAAAACUCAGACCUACGUAUUGCGCAAACCACAUUCCAGUCCAUUCCGACGGCCAGACAUAUGAGUCUACCGACAAACAGUCGACCACCGACUAGUGGUGGUAAUACAUUGGAGCCCAUGUAUGGCAACACUAAGAAUUCAUUGUCAAACAUAACAAACAUAACGACGUCGAGUGAAGAAGAGAUCCAAAAUCCUGGAAAGUCUUCAAACAAGAAGAGAUCGUCGGGAAUGAUGGGCUUCUUUAAGAGAAAACAAUGAAAUGACUAAUAUUUAUAAUGAUAUAAAAUCUAUUUUUUGUUUAUUCUAUACAAAUAUAUAUAUAUUUAU